This is a messenger RNA of Arvicanthis niloticus (Nile rat), 4887 nucleotides long. It is a transcript of the gene Hunk, whose product is annotated as hormonally up-regulated Neu-associated kinase. NCBI's taxonomy places the organism in Eukaryota, Metazoa, Chordata, Mammalia, Rodentia, Muridae. Gene Ontology annotation, molecular function: protein serine/threonine kinase activity; ATP binding. The record is from RefSeq and is a predicted model, not a curated record. Gene Ontology annotation, biological process: protein phosphorylation; intracellular signal transduction. Gene Ontology annotation, cellular component: cytoplasm.
GCGGGAGCCGAGCGAGCGCGAUGCCGGCAGCGGCGGGGGACGGGCUCUUGGGCGAGCCUGCGGCUCCCGGGGGCGAUGGAGGCGCGGAGGACACGGCCAGGCCGGCGGCGGCCUGCGAGGGAAGUUUCCUGCCCGCCUGGGUGAGCGGCGUGUCCCGCGAGCGGCUUCGGGACUUCCAGCACCACAAGCGCGUGGGCAACUACCUCAUCGGCAGCAGGAAGCUGGGCGAGGGCUCCUUCGCUAAGGUGCGCGAGGGGCUGCACGUGCUGACCGGAGAGAAGGUAGCCAUCAAGGUCAUCGAUAAGAAAAGAGCCAAGAAGGACACCUACGUUACCAAAAACCUGCGCCGAGAGGGGCAGAUCCAGCAGAUGAUCCGACACCCCAACAUCACACAGCUCCUGGACAUCUUAGAGACAGAGAACAGCUACUACCUGGUCAUGGAGCUCUGUCCCGGUGGUAACCUCAUGCACAAGAUCUACGAAAAGAAGCGGCUAGAUGAAGCCGAGGCCCGCAGAUACAUCCGGCAACUCAUCUCUGCGGUGGAGCACCUGCACCGUGCUGGGGUGGUCCAUAGAGACUUGAAGAUCGAGAAUUUGCUAUUAGAUGAAGACAAUAAUAUCAAGCUGAUUGACUUCGGUUUGAGCAACUGUGCAGGGAUCCUGGGUUACUCGGACCCAUUCAGCACACAGUGUGGCAGCCCCGCCUACGCUGCUCCAGAGCUGCUUGCCAGGAAGAAAUACGGCCCCAAAAUUGAUGUCUGGUCAAUAGGCGUGAACAUGUACGCCAUGUUGACCGGGACCCUGCCUUUCACUGUGGAGCCUUUCAGCCUGAGGGCUCUGUACCAGAAGAUGGUGGACAAAGAAAUGAAUCCCCUUCCAACCCAGCUGUCCACAGGGGCCAUCAACUUUCUGCGCUCUCUCCUGGAACCAGAUCCUGCGAAGAGACCAAACAUCCAGCAAGCGCUGGCAAAUCGCUGGCUGAAUGAGAAUUAUACUGGGAAAGUGCCCUGCAAUGUCACCUAUCCCAACAGGAUUUCUCUGGAAGACCUGAGCCCCAGCGUGGUGCUGCACAUGACUGAAAAGCUGGGCUAUAAGAACAGUGACGUCAUCAACACGGUGCUCUCCAACCGUGCCUGCCACAUCUUGGCCAUUUACUUCCUGUUGAACAAGAAACUUGAGCGCUAUUUGUCAGGGAAAUCAGACAUCCAAGAUAGCAUCUGCUACAAGACCCAGCUCUACCAGAUAGAGAAGUGCAGAGCCUCCAAGGAACCUUAUGAGGCCUCUCUGGAUACCUGGACGAGGGACUUUGAAUUCCAUGCUGUGCAGGAUAAAAAGCCCAAAGAACAAGAAAAAAGAGGUGAUUUUCUUCAUCGCCCGUUUUCUAAGAAGUUGGACAAGAACCUGCCUUCUCACAAACAGCCGUCACCCUCGCUGAUCACACAGAUCCAGAAUACCAAAGCCCUGCUCAAAGACCGGAAGGCCUCCAAGUCAGGCUUCCCCGACAAAGAUUCCUUUGGCUGCCGCAACCUUUUCCGAAAAACCUCUGAUUCCAACUGUGUGGCUUCGUCUUCCAUGGAAUUCAUCCCUGUCCCACCUCCCAGGACACCAAGGAUUGUAAAGAAACUAGAACCACACCAGCCAGGGCCGGGAAGUACCAGCAUCCUUCCCAAGGAAGAGCCCCUGCUGCUGGAUAUGGUACGCUCCUUUGAGUCCGUGGAUCGAGAGGACCACAUAGAACUUCUGUCCCCUUCCCACCAUUAUAGGAUCCUGAGCUCUCCUGUGAGCCUGGCUCGUAGGAAUUCUAGUGAGAGGACACUCUCCCCGGGGCUGCUGUCUGGAAGCACAUCACCUCUCCAAACUCCACUGCAUUCCACGCUGGUCUCUUUUGCUCACGAAGAAAAGAACAGCCCCCCGAAAGAGGAGGGUGUGUGUUCACCACCUCCAGUUCCCAGCAAUGGCCUCCUGCAGCCUCUGGGGAGCCCCAACUGUGUGAAAAGCAGGGGACGGUUCCCCAUGAUGGGCAUCGGACAGAUGCUCAGGAAGCGACACCAGAGCCUGCAGCCUUCCUCGGAUAGGUCCCUAGAGGCCAGCAUGUCCCCUCUGCAGCCCACAGCACCCUCCAGCCUCUCCUUUGACAUGGCCGAUGGUGUCAAGGGCCAGUGUUAACCUGGGAUGGCAAGAUUCUGAGUCUCUGUGAGGACAGCCGUGGAAGAGAGCACCACACGUGCAUCGGGGCAUAAGUGAACAGCCUCAUGGGAGCAUCCUUUAUUCCUGCUACACGAUGUCCCACGCUCAUAUCAGCUAAAAUCCACAGACUCAACGUCCACACACUCACUUAGGGACCCUCUGAAAUGCUGGGGCUCUGGGGGUGGGGAGGGGCUGUAGGGAUCACACAUUCCAGCCUGAGAUUCUUUUUGCUACCACUAAUCACUGAGCCCUCUCCAGUAUCCCCAGUGGGCUCAGGGCUAAAAAAAACCCACACCUCCACCUGCUGGACCACUCAGAUUUCCAGACUGGUACUGGGCCUUGCCUCCCUCUGUUCUAUGUGUGCCUCUCACAGACUGCUCUGUUCAGUGGUCAGUUACAGUCUCACGAGGACCAAACCACUCACUGUAAGGAAGUCCACCCACCCUAGGGAUCCCACCAUAGAGGGAAGCAACUCCUUUUCUCCUAAGAGCCCCUACAGGAAAGCAGAGUGGUGAGUCACAGUGAUGGACCCAGAGGAAGAUGCGAUGAUGCCUCAGACAGAGAUGGAGCCCAUCAGGGAGAACCCAGGAGGGAGGUGAAGAUUCAAGCAAACGCUCAUUAUUGUGCAACGUUUGGACAGAUUUUUCUUUUCUCUCUUUCUUUCCCUGCCCCCCCCCCUUCUUCUUUUUGGGUUGAAACUUGCUGAGGAUUGAGUGAACUUGUCCAAAGAGAUUUUUCUUUAUAUGAAAUCAUUAAAUUUAAGUAACUUUUUUUUUUUAAAGACAGGGUCUCAUUAAGUAGCCCAGGCUGGCUUCAAACUCAUGAUCCUCCUGCCUCAGCCUCCAAAGUGCUGGGAUUACAAAUGUGUCUGGCUCAAAAUAGCAUUUUUUAAAAAACUAUGUGGCCAGAUGGAAAGUAGUUUUACCAAAUUCAUGGGGUUUUUUUAUUUGUUUGUUCGUUUGUUUUUCUGAGAGGCUACAGCUCAGAUGGCCAGAAAGCUGGCUUGGGAGGUAAUGGGAGGAACAUUGGAUCACACUGCCUGAGGAAUGACAUACUAGCCAUCCUGUGUUUACACUGUGGCAGCAGCAGAAGGCAUAGAACUUAGCUCCAGAUGGUUCUGGAGAAAAAGGAUUCUUAAGGCAGAGUUGAGACAGCAAGAAGCAGGGAAUUUGCUGUGUUGCGCUGUUCUGCCCAGGUUAGAACUUAGCUGUUCUUCUGGGAGCUAGGAGCAUGCUUGCCCCCUGCGAGCAAGUCCACACUUGUAUUCUGCACCUUCCCUUCCAGGAUUGAACCAAAGAUGCAUUUCCGGUUUUAUGACUGUGCCACCCCUGUGUGUCUUUUGUGGACCCUGCUGUUGUCUGAUCAUGUCCAGCUGGCAUUUGAUGGAGAACUGUCUCUGUGUGCAUCCUGGGCCCUGGUACUCAGCAGAGGACACUGAGUGCUGUUAUCAGGAGGGGAAGACUUGGCACAGGUUGGACCACAGCUAGUUCAGGAGAUGAGUUAUGGAACAGCCUAGAAUCUUCGGUGUUUGACUAAUUCAGAUGUGAUCAGAGACCAUAGCCGUAGCCAUGGAGCCAGGUUCAUCGUCUCGGUCCAUUGAUUCUCAAGUGGGCAACUUAAUGUGAAAUCACAAAGCCGGCCUUUGCCAGUGAGGGAUGAGACAUAGCAUUAACCGUGUCUCAUUUACCAGUGGUGGCCUCUCCCAGCUCCGACUGGACAAGAAGAGAACAUACAUUUGGCUGAUCCUGGAAGAAAGAUGCUCUUGGCUGAAUUUGGUAAGACCUGGACUACUUAAACCCUAAGGUGGGACUGACUCUUUCCUGAGGACCCAUUAGGAGGAGGCCAGUCUUCUCUCCCAGCAGCUGGUGGUGGGCUUCAUUCAGCAUGGCUUCAGUUCAGCUUCCAGGAUUACCACUGAAAAUAGAACUCUUUGAGCAGAGAGGAGAGGAGAGUCACCUACAGACACUCUCUAUUUGACGCGAUGUGUUUGAGUUUUGAUGGGUGAGGAGUCCUUUCUAAAGACAACUGCCAACUGCAGGUACCUGGCUCUGCAGGCUGGUAGAGAUGUGUACCUGUGUGCUGUGCCCCCACCUUCUUGUGGCCCCUUAUGUCUGUUUCUGGCUGUUUGCUUUUCUCACAUGUGUGUGUGCCUGUGCUGGUGUUAGCUCGUGGAGAAAGGGUUUCCCGUUCUUCGAAUGCUAAGAGAACAGCGUCAGAUGUACAACUGGUUGCCUGCAUUGCCACUGGUAACUCGGACUCUGAACUCAGGUUACCCAUAAGUACUCAGUGGGUAGUGGACCCACUGAGAGGCAAGUGAGAGCAGGAGGGGAGACAAGCUGCGUUUUGGGGUGCACACAAACACCUGACAGACAAGUCUAGGAAACCGAGUGAAAGAAAAAAAUGUUAAAUUCUUUAUUGUUUUAUUAUAUUUAUAUGGGAAGCUUGACUGUUCCUCUUGUUAAGUGCAGAAUGUGUUGUCUGUUUGGCCCAUGACUGUCCUUCGUGAAUGAAUCUUUGCCUGUGAUUCUAGUCAGCCUGGGGCUACUGAUGGGAAUGACCGAUCUGUCAUCAUGUUAAGUCCAGGAAGAAGAGUCUAUUUUAGUCAUACGAUUUGGUCAUGAGUAAGGACUAUAUUUAUGUCACCACUAUUGAAUAUAUGUACUUUUAUAAUGGCUGUGAAAUACACUUUUUCCUCACGAUG